Mus musculus (house mouse) is the source of this 2624-nucleotide messenger RNA. RefSeq names its product solute carrier organic anion transporter family, member 1a5 (gene Slco1a5). Gene Ontology annotation, molecular function: transmembrane transporter activity. The transcript is spliced from 15 exons. NCBI's taxonomy places the organism in Eukaryota, Metazoa, Chordata, Mammalia, Rodentia, Muridae. Gene Ontology annotation, biological process: transmembrane transport; thyroid hormone transport. Gene Ontology annotation, cellular component: plasma membrane; membrane; basal plasma membrane. The record is from RefSeq and is marked validated. The coding region runs from base 177 to 2189 and encodes 670 amino acids.
AAUCAGAGGAUUCUGGAAACAGGUACCUUUCAUGAGACAUUUGCUGCUGUGAAUUUCUUUUUCCGUCACCAGCGAGAACACCAUUUUCUAAAGCUUCUUCAUGUAUGUACUUCUCAUUUGGCCAAGUGGUAAGACUGUUUAAAGAAUAGUCAUUUGGAGACAAUCAGAAGAACAACAUGGGAGAAACAGAGAAAAGGAUUGCAACCCAUGGGGUCAGAUGCUUUUCUAAGAUCAAGAUGUUUCUGUUGGCAUUAACAUGUGCAUAUGUAUCCAAAUCACUCUCAGGAAUUUAUAUGAAUUCCAUGCUUACACAAAUAGAGAGACAAUUCGAUAUCCCCACAUCUAUAGUUGGACUUAUCAAUGGGAGCUUUGAGAUUGGAAAUCUUUUGUUGAUUAUACUCGUGAGUUACUUUGGAACAAAAUUGCACAGACCUAUCAUGAUUGGUAUUGGAUGUGUGAUUAUGGGCCUAGGGUGUUUCUUAAUGUCCUUACCUCAUUUCCUCAUGGGCCGAUACGAAUAUGAAACAACGAUUUCACCUACAAGCAACUUGUCCUCAAACAGCUUCUUGUGUAUGGAAAACAGAACACAGACCUUAAAGCCAACGCAAGACCCUGCAGAGUGUGUGAAAGAAAUGAAAUCAUUAAUGUGGAUAUAUGUACUGGUAGGAAACAUCAUACGUGGAAUUGGUGAAACUCCCAUCAUGCCCUUGGGUAUUUCCUACAUAGAAGAUUUUGCCAAAUCUGAAAACUCUCCUUUAUAUAUUGGGAUUUUAGAAUCAGGAAAGAUGAUUGGCCCAAUUGUUGGACUUUUGUUGGGAUCCUUCUGUGCAAGAAUUUAUGUAGACACAGGGUCUGUGAAUACAGAUGACCUGACCAUAACUCCCACUGAUACACGCUGGGUCGGUGCUUGGUGGAUUGGCUUUUUGGUCUGUGCAGGAGUGAAUAUCCUGACCAGCAUCCCCUUUUUCUUCUUUCCAAAAACACUCCCAAAGGAAGGAUUACAGGAUAAUGUGGAUAGAACUGAAAAUGACAAAGAGGAGAAGCACAGAGAAAAAGCCAAGGAGGAAAACCGAGGAAUCACUAAAGAUUUCCUGCCAUUCAUGAAGAGCCUCUCCUGCAAUCCUAUUUACAUGCUUCUCAUCCUGACAAGUGUGCUCCAGAUAAACGCAUUUAUCAAUAUGUUUACCUUCUUGCCCAAAUACCUGGAGCAGCAGUAUGGAAAAUCCACUUCAGAGGUCGUCCUCCUCAUAGGUGUUUGUAACUUACCUCCAAUCUGCAUUGGAUAUUUACUUAUUGGCUUUAUUAUGAAGAAGUUCAGGAUUACUGUCAAGAAGGCUGCAUACAUGGCAUUCUGCCUAUCCCUGUUUGAGUACCUUCUGUCUUACUUUCACUUUAUGAUAAGCUGUGAUAAUUUCCAAGUUGCUGGCUUAACUACCUCUUAUGAAGGAGUUCAGCACCCUCUAUAUGUGGAGAACAAGGUCCUUGCUGACUGCAACACAAGGUGUAGCUGCUUAACAAACACAUGGGAUCCAGUGUGUGGAGACAAUGGCCUAUCAUACAUGUCAGCCUGCCUCGCGGGCUGUGAGAAGUCUGUUGGAAUGGGAACCCACAUGGUGUUUCAAAAUUGCAGCUGCAUUCAGUCAUCAGGAAACUCAUCUGCAGUCCUGGGGCUGUGUAAAAAAGGCCCUGAGUGUGCUAACAAGCUGCAGUACUUUUUAAUCAUGUCGGUAAUUGGCAGUUUCAUCUAUUCGAUCACAGCCAUACCUGGGUACAUGGUUCUUCUGAGGUGUAUCAAGUCUGAAGAGAAGUCCCUUGGAAUUGGAUUACACGCAUUUUGCACAAGAAUAUUCGCUGGCAUCCCUGCACCCAUUUACUUUGGAGCUUUGAUAGACAGAACCUGCUUACAUUGGGGAACUCUGAAAUGUGGUGAGCCAGGAGCCUGUAGGAUGUACAAUAUAAAUAACUUCAGGCGCAUUUAUCUAGUGUUGCCUGCAGCACUAAGAGGAUCAAGCUAUCUCCCUGCAUUCUUCAUUCUGAUACUUAUGAGGAAAUUCCAGCUCCCUGGGGAAAUGUACUCUUCUGAAACUGAACUUGCAGACAUGAAGCUCACAGUGAAGAAAAGCGAGUGCACAGAUGUGCACAGAAUUCCUAAGGUCGAGAAUGAUGGAGAACUGAAAACUAAGCUGUAAUGAAUCUUCUCCUGGCCUAUGCAAGGCCCUGAACAGAAUGCACAUUGCACUUCCUUUGAAUCAUGAGAGGUACGAGAGGAACUCUUUUCCUAAAAUAAAUCAGGGCUGGACUCAGUGUAAGAUAUUCUCAAAAGUCACUGUCUCAUCCUCAGGAGGCCUCUGGUGCUCACUCAUUCUAGUCACAUAUCCCAGAGCACAGUGCUACUUUCAAAAUCAUCUUAGAGUAAAACCUUUGAAGAGGGGCCACCUAAAUGUCGCAAUGGAAAGGCGUGCUUUCUACCAAGGCUGACAAGUUGUGUUUGAUCAUUGGGACCAACAUGGCAGAAGGACAGAACCAACCACGCUUUCAGGUUGUCCUUUUCUCUUUACUCCCACACUGUGGUGUGCAUAUCCCACCCCAAACAAACAAACAAAUAAAAAAAUUUAGAAACUAUU